AGCGCGCCGCCGGUCCCCCCCCGCCGCCCAGGACCGUCCCUCUUGCCUCGGGUCGCUCUUGCGCGUAGAGGCGACGGGCGCCGCGCGCGCGCGCCCCCGCUGCGCCCCCCCACCCCCUCCCACACCCCGGCGGCCAUGGACUGCGACUUCGACAUCUGCCGCGCGCUCGGGGCCCCGCCCAGCGGCGCGGAGCCGAGCGUGGUUCGGGUGGACGACGCGUCGCUGGGCCACCCGCGCUGGGGCGGCCCGCUGCGCGACCUGCUCGACGCCCUCGGCGAGCGGUCCAAGCGGGCGCAGGGGCUCGGCAAGCCCGUCACGUGCGGCCGCGGCAGCCUAGGCGGCCAGCGGGUGUACUUACUCGCAGACGGCCACACCGCCCUGGGGCUGCUGAAGGUCGGCCCGAAGCGUCUCUACGUGGCCCGCGGGGGCGCCUCCGACGGCCUGGUGGAGAUCAACCCCUUGUGCAGCCUCGACUUCUACGUCGUCGAGGGCCGGCAGCGGGGUGGCCUCGGCUUGCGGCUGUUCCAGGCCAUGCUCAGGGCCGAGGGCGUCUCGGCGGAGCGGAUGGCCUACGACAGACCGUCGCCGAAGUUCAUCGCGUUCCUGCAGAAGCACUUCGGCCUGUCGAAGUACACGCCGCAGAGCAACCAUUUCGUCGUGUUCGACCGAUACUUCUCGGCAGCGGCGACGCAGAAGGCCUCCCCGGCGGAGGGCUCCCGCGCGGGCCCGCUGGAGCCGCGAGCCCACCGCCAGAGCGGCCCUCCCGGCCUCGCCGGCACCCCGCAGACGCCCGAGGCCGGCCCCGGCGGCAUGUUCGGCCAGCACCAGCAGAACAGCCACCAGGGCGGCCACGGCCACGAGGGCCUCCCGAGGCGCGGGGGCGACGCCGCUCGCGGGCCACCGCCGGCGGGGCCCCAGUCGCGGGCGCUGUCGACGCCGACGUCGGGGAGGCCGUACGGCACGCACAGCUGCGGCGGCAGCGCGGCGAGCCGCGCGGUCCCCUUGCCUCCUGGAGGUCGCCUUGUCGAGCUGUCACGAGCCCCCGCCGGCGCCGCACCUCGGCUCCGGCGCGGAGCAGCUGCCCCGGGAGGCCGCCGGCCCCGCCGAGCGGCCGCCGCAGGCCCUCGACCGGUCGGCGGGGCGAGCCGCCGCUGCCCUGUCGCAGGCACCCGCGGCG
Molecule: messenger RNA, 1177 nt
Organism: Prorocentrum cordatum
Lineage: Eukaryota; Dinophyceae; Prorocentrales; Prorocentraceae
Source: the annotation of a GenBank genome assembly